This is a messenger RNA of Striga hermonthica, 1818 nucleotides long. NCBI's taxonomy places the organism in Eukaryota, Viridiplantae, Streptophyta, Magnoliopsida, Lamiales, Orobanchaceae. The record is from the annotation of a GenBank genome assembly.
AUGAAUCGCAGACCACAGGAUCCUAGCCCAGAAAGCAAUAAUCCGCACUUGGGACCAAGGCAAAACCCGUGCCUGAACCUCGCAGGCUCGGCAAAGGCAAAGGAAAAAGAAAAGAAAAAAAUCCGACAGUUAGGUCCCGAGCCUGGAGGCUCGGAGCGAGGCUCGUGGCCAUGUGGCCUUAGGCUAAGAUAUAUUCAAAAAGGAGUCCUGCAGAAGCAUGGGCAUCGAUCUCGUGAGCUUGAUUUUGAUGCUCGCCGAGCGGAGGAAGCCGCAUUGAGAAGAUAUGAAGCUGCAGCUUGGUUGAGAAAAUUAGUGGGAAUAGUGGGUGCAAAGGAUUUACCGGCUGAGCCUUCGGAGGAAGAAUUUAGGCUUGGAUUAAGGAGUGGAAUAGUUCUAUGCAAUGCACUCAAUAAAAUUCAGCAAGGAGCUGUGCUAAAGGUAGUUGAAAGUCCAUGUGAUUCAGCACUUUUACCAGAUGGGGCUGCAUUGUCAGCAUAUCAGUACUUUGAAAAUGUGAGAAAUUUCCUUGUAGCCAUGGAAGAGAUGGGUAUACCUACUUUUGAGGCCUCUGAUCUCGAGCAGGGAGGAAAAUCUUCAAGGGUAGUGAACUGUGUGUUGGCACUUAAGUCCUAUUAUGAAUGGAGACAGGCAGGAGGAAAUGGGGUCUGGAAAUUUGGCGGCAAUCUGAAACCCUCAACAUCUGGAAAACAGUUUGUUCGCAAAAAUUCGGAGCCAUUCAUGAAUUCUCUUUCUAGGACCGUGUCUGCGAACGAGAAGUCCUUGAAUGGAAUAUGUCCUAACAAAGAUACAAACAGAACGCCUAGUUCUUCCUUGAGCGUGCUUGUUCGAGCAAUUCUAUCAGAUAGAAAGCCGGACGAAGUUCCAAAUCUUGUUGAGUCAUUACUGGGUAAGGUCAUGGAGGAGUUCGAACAUCACAUUUCCAACAAACUUGAUUUGAAAAAGGCUAAUAAUUUAAGAGACUCCAAUAUUUCUAGUGGCAACAAAUCUAUCGAAGGACAUAGUGCUGCAGUUGCAAACAGAGACCAGAUAUCACAAAAGAACCAAAUAUUUGAUAAAGAAUCUGAGGGUAGAUUCAUGAAGCAGCAAACGAUUGUCGACCAACAACAGAAAGACAUUGAGGUGCUCAAGCAAGCACUUUCGACCACAAAAUCGGGCAUGCAGUACAUGCAAUUGAAAUUCCAUGAAGAAGUUAACAAUCUUGGCAUCCAUAUUCAUGGACUAGCUCAUGCUGCUUCCAGUUAUCACAGAGUUCUUGAGGAAAAUCGGAAGCUUUAUAAUAAAGUCCAGGACUUAAAAGGCAACAUAAGGGUGUAUUGCCGUGUCAGACCAUUCUUGUCCGGACAAUUUAAUUGCUUGAGUACAGUGGACCAUAUUGAAGAAGGAACUAUAAUGAUAAACACAUUAGCAAAAAAUGGGAAAGGGCAAAAAUCUUUCAACUUCAACAAAGUGUUUGGCCCUUCUGCCACACAAGAGGAGGUAUUUUCAGACACCCGACCACUAGUAAGAUCGGUCCUUGAUGGUUAUAACGUUUGCAUUUUUGCCUAUGGUCAAACAGGAUCAGGCAAAACGUACACUAUGACUGGGCCAAGGGAUCUCACUGAGCAUAGUCAAGGGGUUAAUUACAGGGCUUUAAGUGAUUUGUUUCUCCUUGCCGAGCAGAGGCAGGACACCUUCUUGUAUGAUGUCUCGGUUCAGAUGAUCGAGAUUUACAAUGAACAAGUCAGGGAUCUUCUCACUACAGAUGGCUUGACCAAAAGAUAUCCUUUCUCAAUCCAUUUCUCCAUAAACUGUUAUUAG